GAUCAUUACCGAGCAGAGAGAGCGUGCCUCCCCCCGAGCCCAACAAGAAAGACACGGGCGGCCUCGAGGGAGCGCGCCGGAAGGAGGCCAGGCAGGCAGGCAGGGCAGGCCAAGAGAGAGAAAGGGGAGGCCCGGCCCCGCCAGCGGGGACCGAGUGGACCGCUGGCCCCGUGGCAGAUCUCCGAGUGGACCGCUGGAGAGGGAGCGGGCGCCCAGCGCCGAGAGAGAGAGAAGAAGAGAGCCCACGCGGAUGGGCCGCGGAGGGGAGCCCCCCUUCCUGGCAGCCGCCGAGGCGCCAGGCGGGCCCCCGAGAGGCGAGAGAGAGAAGAGAGGCCGAGGCCUAUUGCGAACCCAUCGACCUCAGGUCGGGCAAGAGGACCCGCUGAAUUUAAGCAUAUCACUAAGCGGAGGAAAAGAAACUAACCAGGAUUCCCCCAGUAGCGGCGAGCGAAGCGGGAAGAGCCCAGCGCCGAAUCCCCGGGCCCCCAGCGGGCCCGCAGGAACUGUGGCGUAG
This is a messenger RNA of Acanthaster planci (crown-of-thorns starfish), 514 nucleotides long. RefSeq names its product basic salivary proline-rich protein 3-like. The record is from RefSeq and is a predicted model, not a curated record. Lineage: Eukaryota; Metazoa; Echinodermata; Asteroidea; Valvatida; Acanthasteridae.